UUUUGUUUCUAUUAUGAAGGAAGACACCAAACGAUGUUAUAUACAGAAUGGCUCUGAGCGAGCGUCUUGGAAGAGGAACAGCGAAGGAACAAUACGCUUAUAUAUACAGAGAUGACAAACUGUCAGUGUUGGAUGAACAAGCUUUCCCGGAUGUUGAAGACCUUUUCAUGAGACCACCGUAUAUUGUACACUUUUCUUCACCGACAACUCGUGAUCUUUCAUCAUUUGUGGCUAUUUGCAGCCACACUCAACCUAGUGGUGCAGCGAACGAAACACACGCUCUGGCCACUGUCUACGACUAUGCUCAGAACCAUUACAAAAAUCCGAAUGCUAUCAUCAUGGGGGAUUUCAAUGCUGGGUGUUCUAAUGUUCGAGUGGGAGACUGGAAUUGGAUAGCAUUGUGGACUCGUGAGGAAUUCACGUGGCUUAUUGGCCAUCACAUAGACACUACUACCUACGUUUCGAGUUGCCCGUAUGACAGAUUUGUCAUAGCCGGAAGUAAGAUGGAAAGUGCAGUAAUCCCUGGUUCUCCAAAGGCCUUUGAUUUUCAAGAAGAAUACAGUUUGACAGAUGAUCAGACACUUUGA
Messenger RNA from Limulus polyphemus (Atlantic horseshoe crab), 587 nucleotides. Its product is annotated as deoxyribonuclease gamma-like. The transcript is spliced from 6 exons. Gene Ontology annotation, molecular function: DNA nuclease activity. The coding region runs from base 48 to 587 and encodes 179 amino acids. Gene Ontology annotation, biological process: DNA catabolic process. Gene Ontology annotation, cellular component: nucleus. The record is from RefSeq and is a predicted model, not a curated record. NCBI's taxonomy places the organism in Eukaryota, Metazoa, Arthropoda, Merostomata, Xiphosura, Limulidae.